AUGGACCAAACGAUACAUGCUAUACGGGUGGGUUGUGAAAACUGCAAUGGGCCUCAUCUUACUAGAGACUGCGACUUGGAUGAAAAUGGCAACAAGAAGCGAAAACCAAAGAAAGAGUGGCUCCCUUAUGAAGAGUACAAGAAGGCCAAGAAGGAGAAGUUCAAGCAAAAAGGAAGACGUUUUUACCAAAAGGAGGAGCCAACACAAGAAAGAAAACCAAGUUUGGAAGAGAUGCUUGCCAAAUUUGUAGCUGCUUCAGAAAAGAGACAUAGUGAUCAUGAUGCUGCAAUUCAAGAAACAAGAACCAUGCUUAGAAACCAACAAGCAUCUAUCCACAACAUAGAAACGCAACUUGGGCAACUAGCUCAACAAAUAAACCAAAGAUCACCGGGUGAACUUCCUAGUAAAACCGAAAACAACCCACGAGGUGCGCACAUAAACAUAGUCACAACAAGAAGUGGGAAGAUAAUCACUCCUCUGGCCCCUAUUCAGAAUGAAGCACAAAUUGAACUGCAGAAGGAGGAUGAAGAAACUCAAGACCAAAAUCAAAAGCUUCAAGGAACAGAGCCUACUCGCCGAGUCCAAAAUAUGGACUCGACGAGUCCACUGCCAAAUUUGAAAAAUCCAACUCCUGAAAAGCCCUUUCAGCCUCCAAUGCCAUAUCCAACCGGAGCUAAGAAAGAAAAGAAGGAAGAAGAGUACCAGAAGUUUCUUGAUCAUAUUAAAGCUCUUCAAAUCAACAUACCCUUCAUUGAAGUUGUCGCACAAAUGUCAAAAUAUGCAACAUUCCUUAAGGAACUUCUCACCAAUAGAAGGAAGAUGGAGGAAGUGAAAAAGGUGGUACUUAAUGAGAAUUGCUCAGCUGCCAUGCUAAACAAGCUACCAAAGAAGAAGGGUAACCCGGGAAGCUUGACUUUGCCUUGCCAAUUUGGUAACUUGGCUACCACUCAUGUUUUGGCUGAUUCAGGAGCAAGUGUGAAUUUAAUGCCUUAUUCAUUCUUCAAGAAGCUGGAUCUCCCGGAACCAAGACCAAUUCGUAUGGCGAUUCACUUAGCGAACAAGACAGUCACUUUUCCAAGAGGAAUAUGUGAAGACUUAUUGGUCAAGGUGGACAAUUUUGUAUUUCCUGCUAAUUUCAUAAUUCUAGACAUGGAGGCGGAUCCUCAAGUCCCAAUCAUCCUUGGAAGACAUUUCCUCAACACAGCAAGUGCUAUAGUAGACAUGAGAGAUUCGAAGCUUACUUUGCGGGUAGGAGAUGAUUCGGUUACUUUUGGGAUGGAUCAAGCUAUGAAGUAUGCAAGGAAUAGUGAUGACAUGGUGUUCUCAAUUGACAUGCUUGAUCAAUUGAUGGAAGAAUGUGAAAAUGAAGAUCCUAACAAGUCCACCAUUUUUUAUGAAGAAUUUGAUGCUGAGAAAGACCUACUGGAGAUCGAGAGGUUGCUGGAAGAAGCUGAGUUUGAAGAAUUUAUGAAACAAUCUAAAAGAUGA
Lactuca sativa (garden lettuce) is the source of this 1488-nucleotide messenger RNA. The record is from RefSeq and is a predicted model, not a curated record. Lineage: Eukaryota; Viridiplantae; Streptophyta; Magnoliopsida; Asterales; Asteraceae.